UAUUCAAAAAAAAAGAAAAUUGGUAGGUAGCGACAUUACGCAAGUGAAAGUGCGUUUCAUGCACUUUCACGUUGACGCCAAUGGGCAGUCAUUCUGGCACACCACACUAGAGAUAUGACAUAACCAAAAGGUCAGGGCACAGCAUUCCGCUUCAAAUAAGUUGGAAAGCGCGUUGCAUCUAGGGCUUCCUAAUCCCAUGUCCAAGGCCGUGGGGAAACCUGCGGGGAAACCAACGCCGAAACCGAAGGGAGCGCCGCAACCGCCGCAUCAAUCAGAGAGGCGGAGCGUGUCUCAGCUGCUGCCGUCGCCGAGACGAAUUGUUGUGCGUGCAGUCUUGCUGCUUCCAGCCUCGAGCAGCAGGGUAGACUCGAAGAGGUUAUGGCCCUCGCGUCAGCGCCGGCUGCAUUCUCCAAGAGCGACUCUCCGACGCGCAUCAUGACCGUCUUCCGGAGCAAGAGCGACGAUACGUCGGCGUCGCUGCUCAGCGAAAACGAGUACAGGGAGAAACUACUGAGGACUGUGAAGAAAGAGGUGAAGCAGAUCAUGGAAGAAGCAGUGACCCGCAAGUUUGUCCAUGAGGAGAGCAGCAGCAUCACUUCCCUUUGUGCGGCGGUGGAUGCAUGCCUGUCGCAUGGCCUGAAGCGUCGAGCACUAGGACUUUUCAAGACAAAUUCAACCACAGCACUUUUGCACAAAAUGGCAAAGCACUUUGAGCCAGCUGCGGCCAUUGCCCGAGCAGUCACCCAGAUGGAAGCAGCAGCAGCAGCCGUGACCUCAGACUCGUCUACAACGGAGAGCCGCCUGCGCAGCCAAACAAGUCGUCGCUCCCUGUGGGCCGCCAGUGGCCGAUACAUCUGGAUCCGGCUGGCACUCUUUGAAAAGCAGUUGGCGAGCAUUGUUGACCACUUGGUUCACAAUUCCAGCAAGUACUACGAGAAAGACGCCCUGGUGGCUGACCCUGUCUCUGGGCAGAUUCUGGCUUCCCUGCUUGUGGGUCCAUGCGCUCUGGACUACUCCAAAAUGAAGACACAAGACCACUUUUGGACGGACCCACCCGCCGAUGAGCUGGUGCAGCGCCAUCGAUUGUCCAGCGGGCUUCCGACUUCAGCCAGUGCCGGGGGGUCUGCCACUGCAGGCACACCACCGCCAACGAGGCGACUGGGCCUCCAGUGUCGCCGUGACCUCCGUGGCACCACCGGUGGCAGCUCCUCCGAAGAAGGUGGUGGUCCAGUUGGCCGUGUCGUCGGUGCAUCGGUGGGAGGGGGCUGUGACCGGCUGGCUCGGGACUAUGUCGAGUCGCUUCACCAGAAUGCACGCUCCACACUGCUGUACGGCAAGAACAACGUGCGCGUGCAGCCCCGAUGUCAUGCGGGUGAGCCCCUGCCAGGCUACCUGUCACUGCACCAGCAAGGUGGCACCCAGCUAGUUCUCAAGUGGACACCCAACCAGCUCAUGAAUGGCACAACCAGUGGGGACAGCUCGUCCGGAGACUCCCUGGGCAGUAGCCAGGACAAGAGCAUCUACUGGGAGUAUGCCCUGAGUGUCAACAUGGAGGACAUUGUGUACCUGCACUGUCAUCAGCAAGGUGACUCUGGGGGUACCCUGGUGCUGGUGGGGCAGGACGGAGUGCAGCGCCCACCCAUGCACUUUCCUCGGGGAGGACAUCUGCUGGCGUUUCUGUCGUGCCUGGAGAAUGGCCUGCUUCCCAACGGGCAGCUGGACCCACCCCUGUGGACCCAGCAGAGCGGCACAGGCAAGGUGUUUCCACGGCUACGUCGCCGCAGGGCAGCCCAAGGUGAAGAGGAAGAGGGCAGCACCGACUUUGUCUUUCGAGUCAUCACUUCCCUAAGGCCACACUCCCUCGAGGACCUCCUAGAAGGCGGCCCCUCUACUUCAGCAGCCACUGAAGCAGCUCGCGCCAGUCGCCUGCUGGAGGCACGGUCUUCUUCCUCCCGGUCGAGUGAGUCACCACCACCCGAGGAGGAGUCACCUGGACAAAGGCCGCAGGGGCAAUCACUGCAGAUUCUGUGCGACACCAUGAAGAAGCAGAUCAUCUCGAGGGCUUUCUAUGGAUGGCUGGCGCACUGUCGGCACCUGCGGACGGUUCGCACGCACCUGUCGGGGCUAGUGCAUCCAGCGAUCGUGUCUGGAGAAGGCGCUGAGGGGGGCCUCACACGGGAGGCUUGGCAGUGCCUGUCUGCUUCGGGACGCCUGGACGACCCCCAGGAAUUGCACCGGCUCGUCUACUUUGGCGGCAUUGAGCACGAAGUCCGCCCCUUGGUGUGGCCGUACCUGCUAGGCCACUAUGCGCUGUCAAGCCUGCCGGAGGAGCGGCAGGAACGAGACGCCAGCACGCAGGCACAGUACGAGGCCACCCUGUCCGAGUGGCUGGCUGCCGAGGCCAUGGUGCGCCACCGGGAGGGGCUGCACACCAAGCUCUCCUCCGAGAGCACCACCUCGGAGAUACCACUCAUUGGUCCUAAGGACACACACUUGAGCAACGAGGUCUUUGAAGAUGGCAGCAGCGAUGGUGGAGGCUCCAUGGAUGCUGCUGCCCAUGAUGAAGCAGUGUGCGAAGGGGAAGAGAUAGCAUGGGAAAUCGAUAGCAGCCACAGCCCAGCCCACACAGGCACUGGCCAACAAGCAGGAGCGGAGGAGGAAGGCCAAGUGGUGGAAGAAGACGAAGAAGAAGGGGACGCUCGACCUCCUGUUGAUCCCCUGCAGUUGCUGCAGCCGCCAGUUGUCGACGACGAGUCCAGCUGUGUGUCACCAGCCUCUUCCAGUGGAGGAGUCUACUCGAGUGACCUCCUGGACCUGUUCUCACUCAACCUGCACCGCAUCGACAAAGACGUGCAGCGCUGUGACCGUAACUACGCCUACUUCACUACAGCCAACCUGGAGAAGCUGCGAAAUGUCAUGUGCACCUACGUGUGGGAGCAUCUGGACGUCGGCUAUGUGCAAGGAAUGUGCGACCUCGUCGCUCCCCUGCUGGUCAUUUUUGAUGACGAGAUGCUGACUUACAGCUGCUUCUGUGAGCUGAUGAAGCGAAUGGCAGCCAACUUCCCUCAUGGGGGUGCCAUGGACCACCACUUCGCCAACAUGCGCUCACUCAUCCAGAUUCUGGACGCAGAGAUGUUUGAGCUGAUGCACCAGAAUGGAGACUACACACACUUCUACUUCUGCUAUCGAUGGUUUCUUCUGGACUUCAAGCGAGAGCUCGUCUACCAGGACGUGUUCAGCGUCUGGGAAACCAUCUGGGCUGCCCAGCACGUUGCCUCCAGCAACUUUGUGCUCUUCAUUGCUCUGGCCAUGGUGGAGUACUACCGUGAUAUUAUACUAGAAAACAACAUGGACUUCACCGACAUUAUCAAGUUUUUCAAUGAGAUGGCCGAGCGACAUGAUGCCAAGGCCGUGCUACAGAUUGCCCGCGAGCUUGUGCUGCAAAUCCAGACGUUGAUUGACAACCGAUAGGAGAACCUUGCCUUGCCCGGCUACAGUCUAAUGACAGCAACACGCCCGCUGACCCUUCGUCUAAAUGUUCAUCUGACCCUUGGACUGGUCAUGCACGAUGUGUGCCAUAGGAUUACUAUUCUACAGGAUCAUCUGCAAGACCCUCCUGUCCUUACAAGGUGCCCCAGAUGUGCCCCAGUGCUACUUGGCAAACUGCUACAUUAGGGAUGCAAAUUGAAAGAUCGCAUAUCAAACUGCGAUAAAUUAUCAGGCCUGGCCGUAAUCAGGGCAUUGUUCAAAGAGGUAGAAAGUGUCAGUGCAUUAACCAAGCAAAGUUGUCGAAAGCACAUGGCAUUUCAACUCUUCCACGGGAAUCUUGUAUACACUGACAGUCCAUUCGUUUUCACUCUGAGCAAGGCUGCUGUGCCAAAGACAAAACGAUGUUUAGUUUACUACUGACUUUGCGUGCUUGUGUACGGCCCUUUACUACCAUGCCUUUUCCAAAUUAUGUAAGACUGUGUCAUAAUCCUCGCCUAAUUGCUGCCAAAACGCUUCUUGUCAUGUUCUUUCCAACAUUGGUGAUAAAGCUCAGGCUUGUUUUUAUUAGUUGUCAACAAAAGUUAAUUAUGUGCCAUGAGAGCGCCUUUGAUAUGAAUCGUAAGCACCCACAUUGUGAGGACUUUAAUUAGUGUCUGCCUGCCGACUGCCACAAAUUCUCAGUGUUCCACAUCUAUGCUACAGUAGAUUGGCCUGUCACUGAGUAGGCUGAGCAUCGUGUGCUCCGCCAAAACUAGCUGGACACUACACCACAUUUGACUGAUUGCUCUACUUACUGAGCAGCCUGAGUUGAUCAGAUAAUGCUCAUGACUAAUGUAAUGGCUUGUAGUGCUCACCAAAACAACUUGUGUUGCUCACCAAACUGACUGCCUUGGAAAACACACUUUGAAGCUGUUCUCUUGCUGUGCUAGAUAGAAAUACGCUGUGCCCACAUAAGAACAGCUUACAAAGCUAUGACCAGGCUGCAAGCCUGUAUUUUUUUCUAGAGAUUAAUAAUAAAGCUAACUUGGGCACACCAGGCUCAUUGCAGUUCUAAUACGGCUAUUUGUACUUCAUUUUAGCUUUAACGCAUUGGCCAACUUAAAUCGCCUGCAGAACUUGAACUGUUUUGUUCUCUGUGUCCUAACUGCAGCAGUGUUUGAUUUAAAGUUUUUCGCAUAACUAGAAUAUUAUUGAUCUGAAAAAACAAACUUUGUUUUCUGCAGGUGACCAAACAGAAAUACUUAGGACCAUUAAGGGAAAAGUGAUUUUGGGGGCUUCACAAUCAUUUAUGACAAACACUUUCAUUUGUACUUCUUUUUAAAUGUGUGACUAGCUGUAAGUUUCUAACUGUAUAAGCUGUCAUUAGUUAUAGUAGUGUUAUAACAGAAGAAAACCUCCAAUAGUGUGUCGGUAUUCACAAAAAUCUGCAUGCAUUAUGAAACCUUCCAGUAUUUUAUUGAUGCUAUUCACCAAAGUGUUAUCUGUAUGUGAAGCUGCAAUUGAUCCCGAAACCAAGAAAGCUUCCAGAAUAUCGAUUGUACAUGCCUUGCUUCUUGCCUUUUAAUUUUGCUUGCUAUAUUUAGUUUGCGUCUCACACAUGAGCUAACGAGCAUACAUAAGUGCAGAAAACAGGCUUCUAGCAGCGUAAUUUAAAUGUCUAUAUUGCAAAAAGCAAAUGUUGGCUUCGAGCAUCUCGCUGUAUUUGGAAAACAAAAAAAAGCGCUUGAAGCAUAUUUGUUCCCUUAGACAAUGGCAGUAGUAUGUGCAAAUGCUUCGCCCGAGUCACAAAAUUCUCUGGACAUUUUAACAGCAGUGGGGACCACUGUGGUGUGGCCACAUUUCCUGGCGUUUUAUUGGAGAAUAUACUCUGCUUAACAACAUCUGGACAACAGACGUGUUUAGGUAUGGUCUUUUCCAGCAGAAAGUAAUUUCCUUUUUGUAAAGUGAAUCUUCGUUAUCAAGAUGCGCACUAGUGGUAAUAUUUUCAUUCUUUCUGUAGUGCAUGGCUUCCUCUAUAGCCAAAUUAACAUACCCAUUGGCGCUCUCCAAGCACCCUAAAACCAUGACAUUCUCCGUGAUAAAACCAUGUUGCUUAUUCUUGAUCCAUUGUAUUGCCAGUUCGUAGUGAUUUGCACGAAAGAUUUCACUUUAUGCAGAGGUAUCUGCAGGUUUUUCUGGAGAAUUGUGGUUAGUGACUAAGUUCUCACAUUUAUCAAUCGAUCAAUUUGGUUUGCGUCAAUACACUUUAAAGGUUUAACUUGUAGUAGCAGGUUUUCGGAUAUCAAAGAGUUUGACAAUAAAGAACUGAAUUUCUCAAGGGACCAAAAAUAUAGCUAUUUGCCUAUGGGUGUCAGCACAAUGUAAAGUGCAUUUUCAGUUCCGAGUUACAUCUUACGCAAACUCAAACUUCGACAAAAAUAGUGUGGUCAAGCAGACUUGAUACUCUCAAGGAACAUAGGUGCAUGAUCGCUGAAAUGGAGAGAGAGAGAGAAACAACUUUAAAUAAAGAUCGUGCUUGGUUACUGUGGGUGGAGCCCCCGUUCCAGGGCCCCACUGGCUACUGCGGCACGCCGGGCGUGGUAGAGGGUCGCCAAUUGGCUUCCCAAGUCCAGUUCGGAGAGUCGCGCCUCCCACGACCAAUUGAUAAGUGGUUCUUGAGGGAAAGGGAAAGGUUGGCGCUAUCUUGCUAACGACUCACAUCUUUAGGUUCUCUACUGUCAUGUGAGCUAGACUCGGUGCAUAACUGCUACAGUGAGCUUCAGCUUUGUCGUCUUGCUUUGACUGCAAUGUUGGCGCAGCAGAUGACUUUGUUCGGAAGUUGCAUCACAGUUAGGGUUGCCACCUUUACCGAGAAAAAUUUAUGCAGAAAUAGUCGACGAUGAUGGCAAUGUAAGCGAAUAGCCCGAACGAACGAACGAGCAACAGCUGUCCCCCAUUUGUCCUUGCUGCCCUUCCCCGCUGCUGGGUUGCCCAAGAGCACGCGCCCUUUCUCUCGGUGCCUUCCCUCGCCUGUCAGGAGUUCCUUCGUGGCAGCCGCGAAGAGCGAACGCGUCCACUUCUUGCUCGUCUUGGUGUGUUGGCAUCAACGCCCAAAGCGUUUGACGGAACACUUGCGUGCGUCUGAGGUGUAUUUUUCGUGGGGGCGAAUCCGCUAUGGAUUCUCGUCCAUUGCAUCGCGCACGAUGGGCUGGCUGGCCAGCGCCGUGCGGCCAGUGAGAUGUGCGGUGAACGAGCGAGCGAAGAAGCAUUAUGCUGUCUGCGGGAUUCGCCUCAAUUGCUGACACUGUAUCUGUGGACGGCGCGGCGACUAGAGCGGGCUGAUCCCGGAGACAGUGCAAUAGUAAACUGCACUUUACUCGGCGAAAGACCGGCCAUGCAAAUGCGCCAAACCCAAAACCCUCGGCCACUAUGCACAUAAAGGUUUGCAAGCAAUGGUGCUCUCGAGGACAUAUAUUUGUUGCUAUGAGGAUAUUCAGGUAUCUUGAUUUCUCAUUGAGUAAUUCCGUAGGAAAUAAGGCCAGCAGCCAGGACACCUGUAAAGGUGGUAAAUAUAGUAGGAAAGUCCGGGAGGUUUUCCAAAGGUGAACCCUCUAAAUAUAACGUGUACCAAACCCUCUAAAUAUAAAUGUGCACUAAGUGUAAACUUUAGUGUACAUUUAAUGUGUUCGUGUUGUUGCUGCCAACAAUUUACUCUUAAGAGAUAUUAAUCUACGAAUGACACAACAAUACGUGGAAAUGAAGAUGGCUAGAAAAUACACUGUAAAUAAAGAAUUACGGAAAGUUCAAGAAAUUAGGAAUGAAACUGUUUUCGAGACUUCACUUGUCUGAUAAGUAUAAACGCCUAGAACAGUGCUUGUGGAGCAGCUUAUAGUGUACCGAUUUAGGAAGAACUGCAAAACUGGCAAGUUAUGUGUCAUAGGGUUGGAGGCGGGAGUGGCACCGUGAGGAAAAAAACAGUUGCGCAGGUGAAUAAACGGCGAGGUGGCAACCCUAAUCAUAAUUUAGGUCGUCUAUAUGCUUGUGGAGGUACAUUGCCUUUAAAGUAUCUUAAAGUAAAUAUGUCGAAAAGUGUGACGUUUUUCCAACUCAAAAUAGGCAAAUGUAAGCCAGUACUUCAUGAUACCUUGCUGUCAGUUUUUCAGUUUUAUUUGCUACCAUGCUCAACACUGAGAUAUAUUGUAAAAUAUUUUGUUUAAAGAUUUUUAUAUUUCCCAUGCAGUGAUAUUGUAGGCAGUGCACGCAAAGCCAGGCUCACUAUUCACACUGUUGUGCUAGCUGAGGGUUAUUACAAUGACAUGGUUAGCAGUAGAGGGCUAGAUUUUCGGGGGAAAAUAAAAGGGAGGUCGCCACGCAGUCGAUAAAGGUAUCAAAUAGCGACAGACUGCAGAGUUGAAGGGUGCACUAAAAGGGAAAUAUGUUUGAACUGGUAAUAUAUUAUUGAAAAACUAAUUUUUUGUUAAUUUUGCCGUAAUAGGUUCAUAAUUCCAAAAGAAAACAAAUGCGAAAGACUUUUUUAAACUUCGAAAGCCCCUAGGGCGCUGGUACUUAGUGUUAUGUAACUGAUUUGAGAAAUAUUUUUCAGCAUUUGGGCCGUUAUGGCUCUUUAAACGUUUUUGAAAAAAGUGCUAAAUUCACUAUUUGGCUCUUUUAGAACAGAAUGUAGUGCAUUUUUACCGAUGAAUAUUUAACUUCGGUCAUGCGGACGCCGCCAAAAUUCUUGACGUCAUGGGUAAGCUUGUGGGGAAAGCUUAUUGCGGCGGCGUCAUCGGUCCUUCGCUUGUGCACCUUGUAGUAUUUUUGGUAUUGAAGAAGUGUAACUCACUACUAGCGCUUAGAUUAUAUUUCUUUUUAGUGCCCAUUUAAGUGAAAUUGCGUUAGCUGAUUGCCAAAUGGUACACAGAUUUCGGAAAUGCGAAUUGAGUAACGUCUGGCAUUGCAGGGUGGAAAGUAAGUUCUUGAGACAUCUUAGUAGGCAGGGAUGGGAUAAUAAUGACAUUAAGAUGUUGUUGGGGAAGAAUACAACCCAUAUGCACUGCUGCCCAUCAGGCCUUAAGCACUUGAGUCGUUGCCGAAGAAUGAAGGCACAGGAUUAGCUGAAGAGCCUGACACAGGCAGCACCUUUAAUGUGAGCGUUCUGAUUCACUCAGCAAAAGGACGUAGAUUGGCCCAAUACAUAGUUAAGUUUGCUAGAAUUGUGAUUUCUGCAACUCUGAGAAAUAUAGGGUGCUUUAGCAUAGCGAAAAUAUGUUUCGAUUAGAACGUGGCACAAAAAUGCAGGUGGCUCAGUAGUGUUAACGUUAAGUAAAGCCAUGAAAGGGCUAGUUGGUACCCAUUCAUGGUUAAGUUGUGCUGAGUUUUACACUGGAAUAAAUGCACAGAAGGGAACAAGGACGCAAAUGGACAGAGUGCAAAAUACCAGCUCUUUAUUUUUGUUAGAAAACACGUCAAUAAACAAAGUGGGCAGUAACAUCUCUUGUGACAACGUGAUAGCCAGAACCACAGAGUUAAAUUGCACUCAUUCCGUCCUGUGAACUCGAUUUCGGCUUCUGUCAGCGUGAAAGAGGGAGUGAUUAUGCACUGCACAGAUUAUACAGUGCGCUAUAAAAAAAAACGCAAGGAAUAAGCAAAUUACAGACAUGGUGCCGCAUGAAUAAUUUGUUUCUUUCUUGUGUGUUUCCCCGUAAUGUGAUAUAUAUAUCUGCACCAGGCACACCAAAAGGCCCAAACAGCAACUGUAGUCGUUAUUUUUGCCAUUAUAUUUGCUUUGUAAAACAAGCUGUCAUUUACGUUUAGCGUUAAUCACUUGGCGAAUUGAAAUCCUCCAGGUUUAUUGUGUUAACUUGAACAACUUUCCAUAUUUCCUUUACGCAACUUAAUGUGAACCUACUCUAUCGAGCAGAGCGGGGCAACAUGUCAGAUGUGGUAGCUGCUGUAUCUUGUGGCUAUUGGUAACAACCUGGGACGUUAUUGCAAGCAUCAAGUGCUACACAAAAAAUGUGAAGUGUGAAAGCAUUUGCUCUUACUUUUUCUUUAGUGCAGUGUCUUUUACUCCUUCGCUCAUAAGUUUAGUCAAUACUGAGUAUUGUUUUUAUGCUAGUCCAUUCCUAGUUUAUCCCUUGUUGUCAAGGACAAACCGCUGUGGCUAUGAGGUUAUAUUAUUCAAGCAAGAUUGAUUUUAUGCACUUUGCAUGUCCAUUUUUUUCACUCAGGCAUGCUGUUUGCUUAUAGUUCAUGUAUGACAGUUGUAUAUUGUUCAUUCACGUGUAUGUGUUCGUGGCUAAACCUAUCAUAGGUAACAAAAAGCAGGGUUUUGAUGAAUGCACAAUUUUUUAUCUACAAAAUGUGUUCAUAAUUAUAGCGACCAAUGUUUUGUGUUGAUUAUGCCAGUUUAUUUUCUUAAAGGUCCCUUUAUCAGGGUUUUCACAUAAGGGGUAUGUGAGAAGCUGUUCAAUAGCCUCAGAAUCUAGAAUUCUAUGUCAUCUGGUCAUUAUGUAAUUAUGUGAUUGUCUAUUUGUAAUGGUGGCAUUUUGUGCUGAAAUUGGUUCUGUUUUAAUGUGUCUUGUAUUAUUCUGAUUUGCAUCACAAGAGCAAGCUUCAUUGCUUGAGGCUUGCGUAACGCAUUCCAUUCAACUAUUGAAGGAAAUUGCAGAAGGCAUCCUGUGUUAAGGGUAAGCUUAAAAGAAGCUGCAGACCUUGGAAGUAGCAUUAUUUGUAGUAAAUGCCGAUCUGGUAUGAGAGUGAAGAUAUAUUUACAACUGUUAUGCAGUGUCGAACUAUGCUUGCAAGAAGAAAACGUCUGUUUUGCACCACUUGUCUCCCGCACCACUGGGUAUUGUUGCAGUUUUGGCAUUUGAACGAAAUGUCAGCACAUCUACUUCAAAGUUGGGCUGGCCUUUGACUUUAAAGCUCCAAGGGACUGGUGUUAAAUGACUUUGAAAGGGUGAGCUGUGAUCACAGGUGCAUCGGAAACUAUGUUGGGAAGAUUUACAUGUGCCAUUUUGGCAUUAAAAUUCAAUGUGUUCCUGGUGUAUUGGGACGUUCAUUGUUGCUUAACAGUUUUAAUAGAGGUAACAUUUAUUAAAUUGUGGCACACAAAAUACACCUGUAUGUCCAAAGAGACCCUAGAACACCUCUAACCAGCACUUUUAUUGCAAAUGCAUUUGCGCACGAAAUUUGUGAGUGAUGAUUCUCAUCCUAAAAUAACGCAUUUGCAUGCACUAUGGUUCUUGCACUUUUAUGAAGUCUGGCAUACAAGCUCCAUGAGAUAUUAUAAAGGACCAAACUGCAUGAAAUGUUUAACAAAGGCUUUGCAGGGCCUUUGUUUAGAAGUGUGAAGAAGAAUAUGUCAUGUCGUCUACCCUCAUGUUUAUUCUAUGCAUUUCUGAAGCAUGCCAGAGCUGAAAGUUUCUUGUAGUACAUUUUUAUGGCCGAGUUGCUUGUUGGGAGGGAUGAUAAAGGCUUUAGAUAUUUAGAAUGCUGUUGAUUGUUGGUUCAGGCUACUGUGCUGUCCGUACACCAUAAGUACUAUAUAGCAUUAGUUAUAAAUGGCAAGUAGCAAGUUGCAUGGUGCACAAUGACUUCUCGAUAAAAGUCAUGCAUAUGUACCUUGUUACACGGGCACUAUUGAUUUGUAUUCUCAUUUAACUGAACCAGUGAAAUUUUGAGCAUGAUAGAACAGAGUGGAUGUGGUGUGGCCUCACUAUUCGCUUUGGAUUGUUGUCUUUCCACAAACAAAGAAGCACAUGCAAGGAAGGACCAACUCAAUAUUUACUUAUGUUCCUGUGACUCAAAAAAGCAGUUCACGGGGCAGUUUAUUUAACUGAAGUGUUAUAAUUAUCUUACUGAAUGCGGAGGUUGCAUUAUUUUUGCUAAUGCAGUCCAUCCUAGCAGUCACAUUAAUAUGCUCGUAAUGAUUUAAGGUUGGGCACCUGAUAGUGAACGACUACAGCACUUGUACUCUUUUGAGGUCAAUUUCCUGGAAUGCCUACAAUGUCAAUAUUUUCAUUUUCUUGUUUGACAUGUCGGCACAAAGCAGCUUCACUUGAAUUUGAAUAUCUUGAUUUUGAUGGAGGAAGCUUGAAUCAGUAUUCACAGCAGAGUGCUCCUACAAGUGAACAGCUUAAUGUGCUUGGCGUGCAGUGUCAAUAUAUUCAACCGUUAUCAAACGUGCCCGCGUAGGAGGCAUAUCCAUACAGUCUAUUAUUCAAAUAACUGUGUACUGUUGACAGUAUAAAUACAUAUGCAGUACGUUCAUAGGAGUAUGCUCAGCAUGUUGGUUUUAGGUAUUCGCAGAAAACUUUUUUCAUGCAUACAAGUUUUUAGGUGCAUUGCUUGUUACUACAUAGAUGAAGAAGAAACCACUGUCAUUUGUGCAAGCCGGUGCAGCCGGUAUUGGUCGGUAAACUUGGUUAAUGCUUUGCACGGUUCAUUGACUCCACAAAAAGGAUUCUUGGGAUGUAACGCAUUGUGAGUAAGAUGGUAGCUACUUGCCUUUGGUCAGUUGUACUGCAUUGUAGCAUAGUUGGUUUUAUUAUAUGCUGUUGUGCGUCUUCUACUGGGUGCUCCGGUUGCUUCUGUUUGCAAAGGGCUAAAAAUAGCUUCCUUGUUGCUUCUACCGAUUAUGGUGGCUUCACUAAAUACUAGGGGUGUGUGAAUACCGAAUUUCACCGAAUCCAAUCGAAUAG
Dermacentor silvarum is the source of this 12173-nucleotide messenger RNA. Its product is annotated as small G protein signaling modulator 2-like. The coding region runs from base 379 to 3471 and encodes 1030 amino acids. Gene Ontology annotation, biological process: activation of GTPase activity. Lineage: Eukaryota; Metazoa; Arthropoda; Arachnida; Ixodida; Ixodidae. The transcript is spliced from 22 exons. The record is from RefSeq and is a predicted model, not a curated record. Gene Ontology annotation, molecular function: GTPase activator activity.